GACGCCAUGGUGGGGCCUCAGCAGUUCAGAGGCUUAGCCAAUUUUAGCACCUUUCUAUUGGACCGUUCAUCUGGGGUUCUUUUCCUGGGUGCGAGAGACGGCAUACUGGCUGUGGAUACACACAACUUGGCAAAGCAACCACACACGAUCGUGUGGGAUGUUCCUGAGGAGAAGAGGAGGUCCUGUGUGGCUAAAGGAAAGACAGAGGGUGACUGUAAUAAUUACAUCCGCCUGCUGGAGUUUCUUGGAGACGGGCAGAUCUACGCCUGUGGCACCUACGCUUUCGACCCGCAGUGUGCAUUUCUGAACAUGUCUUCAUUCUCUCUGGAGCGAUGGGAGGAUGAAAGGGUGAGGACGGAGACAGGAAAAGGGAAAUGUCCCUUUGAGCCCAGCCAGCACUAUACAGCUGUCGUGGCAGGUAAUAACACACACUGUACAUACACACACAAACAAACAAACAAACAAACAGGUAAUAUAAACAUUGAACAUAGUGGCCACCCUGAGGUUAGCGUCCUAUCCAGGGACGCUACUUGUAGUACAUCAAGCUGCCUCACGCUACAAAAACAGGAGAUAGGCUCCUGCCCUAUGGGCCGUUCUGGCUCAGACAAAUCUUACUUACUUUACACAUACUAAUCCACUCUCAGAAAUGCCUACAAAUAACCCUCCCAUCUCUGUUUUUAUGUCCCCUCUCUCACACUCUCAAAUAAAAUUUCAUUGGUCGCAUACACAGUUUUGCAGAUGUUAUAGCAGGUGCAGCAAAAUGCUCAUGUUACUAGCUCCUAACAAUGCAGUCAAAUGUGAAACAGUAUAAAGUACAGAAAUAAUAAAAAAUGUAUAGGAAAAAAAGCGGGAAAAAAAUCAAGAAAUGUUGGAACGAAUCCAAUUAACUUCUCUAGGGCCGGCGGGACGAAAUCGUCCCACCUACGUAACAGCCAGUGGAAUCCUGUGGCGCGUUAUUCAAAUACCUUAGAAAUGCUAUUACUUCAAUUUCUCAAACAAAUGACUAUUUUACACCAUUUUAAAGACAAGACUCUCGUUAAUCUAACCACACUGUCCGAUUUCAAAAA
Salmo salar (Atlantic salmon) is the source of this 1067-nucleotide messenger RNA. NCBI's taxonomy places the organism in Eukaryota, Metazoa, Chordata, Actinopteri, Salmoniformes, Salmonidae. The record is from RefSeq and is a predicted model, not a curated record.